UGAGAAAUCCCAUGGACAGAGGUGACUGAUGGGUUACAGUCCAUGAGGUCGCAAAGAGUUGGACAUGGUUAAGUGCACAUGCAAAGCAAAAAGCCAUGAUGUACAAGGUCAAACCUGCAGUAGUUUUUAAUGAAUAAAAUACAGUGAAGAAAUGGGAGCUUUUCCUUCUCUUCCCAUCACCAAACAUGAGAGUCCAGGAGGCCUGUGGAAAUACAGCUUGUAAUGAAGAUCAUUUAGCCAUAUUGGCCUGAAUUAGCCAGGUGCAACUGGCCAGAUUAAAAUACCCUUGUACUUUCUGUUUGUGUAAUAUUUAUUGCAGACUGUUUCUCCAUUCUCUCUCUCUCCCAUUAGUGGAGCUAAGAAGUUAUUUAGAACCUAGGGUUCAGACAACUUGCCAUGAUAUUACAUGCUAAAAAGACAUUAACAACUUAGACCUCCACAAAUUUUAUAGAUGAUGAGCCUCAGGGCUGCUUCUCACCAGUUUUUAGCACACAGAAUGAAAUGAUAGAGUACUGAAAGAUCUCUUUUCAGUCAAAGCCCUUGCUAACCCUUGAGGAACUUGUUAAGAGCUCCAUAUAUGUUAAGAACUCCGUAGUGCACAGGAGUUCACUCAAGUCCACGGAGGUCUGCUGGUGAAUCUGUCCAUGAUUAUAUAAUAACACAAAGGAUUCACAGGGCUCUCCUUCAAAGAAUGCAAAAGAAAAAAAGAAACCCCCAAGUUCACAGAUACGGAGAACAGAUUGGUAGUUGCCAGAGGGGGUAAGUGAAGAGAGGGUUGUCGAGGGGUGGUGAAAUAGGUGAAGGCAGAUCAAAAGUUAUAAACUUUCAGUUAUAAAAUAAGUCAGGGGAUAUAAUAUGCAGCAGUAUGACUAUAGUUAAUAAUACUUUAUUGCAUAUUGGAAAGUUUCUAACAGAGGAAAUUUAAAAUUUUUCAUCAUAGGAAAAACUGUAACCAUGUGUAAUAAUAUUUGUCUAGUUAACUAACUGACUUAUUGUAAUACUUUCAUAAUAUAAACAAAUAUCAAAUCAUUAUGUUGUACACUUGAAAAUAAUAUUAUAUGUCAGUUAUAUCACAAUAAUGCUAAAAUAAAAUGACCCCCCCCCAAAACUAGGGAAGACCUAAAAAUUGCAGGAAUAUAGACUAUCAAGAAAAGCAAAAGCUGGUGAUUUGAAAUAAUCAGUAAAAUUGAUAAAGGUCUAGGCAGGCCAAAUGAGAAAAGAGGGAAGGCAGAAAUUACUAAAAUCAGGAAUGAGCCUUUCCGGCAGUGACAACCUCCUCACGAGAACAUGCCUCUCACAAAGGAUUUUCUUCAUCCCUCUCCAGAAGAGGAGAAGAGGAAACCCAAGAAGCGCCUGGUGCAGAGCCCCAAUUCCUAUUUCAUGGCUAUAAAAUGCCCAGGAUGCUAUAACAUCACCACCGUCUUUAGCCAUGCACAAACAGUAGUUCUGUGUGUUGGCUGCUCUGUUGUCCUCUGCCAGCCUACAGGAGGAAAAGCAAGGCUUACAGAAGGAUGCUCUUUCAAACGGAAGCAGCACUAAAAGCAUCCUGUAUCAGGAUGAAUGGGAAACCAUCCCAAUAAACACUUUUUGGAUUAAAAAAAAAUAAAAUAAAAUCAGGAAUGAAAGGAACAUAAGACAAGAGCAUUUGAUAAAACCUAACAUCCACUUAUGAUAAUGCACUAGUAACAGAGGCGAGUUCUGCCUCUUAAGAUAGAACAUUUGCAUGAAAUCUGUAGGCAACAUCACACUUAAUUAUGAGAAACAAGAGGCUUUUUUUUUGGUAGGAUACUAAGACACUAGGUAAGGUGUCCUUUCACCACUCUUGUUCAACACUAUACUGGAAGGCCCAGCUAAUGCAAUAAAGCAAGAAAAGGAAAUAAAAUAUAUACAGAUUAGGAAGGAAGAAAUAAAACUGGCUCUGUUGUGUGUGAUAUGAUUUUCUGUGUAAAAUAUCUGAAAGGAUUCAUAACACCAGAUAUCACUCCAGCAAUUAAUAAGAGAAUAUGGAAAGACUGAGGAUAUAGAAGUCAACUGUUUUCUUAUAGAUCCAGAGAAAUAUAGCUAUCUGACGUUUGAUAAAGGACUAAAAGGCAAUUCAAUGGAGAAAAGAAAGACUUUUCAACAAAUAGUGCUAUAUAUAGUGGAUAUUCACAUGCAAAAAACAAGUAAGUAAAUCUACACACAGAACUUACAGAAAAUUUAAAGUAGACGAUAGUUCUAAAUGUAAAAUCCAAAAGUAAAAAAUUUCUAGAAGAUAAAGAGGAAAAACUCCAGGGGAUCUUGUGUUA
Odocoileus virginianus texanus is the source of this 2288-nucleotide messenger RNA. Lineage: Eukaryota; Metazoa; Chordata; Mammalia; Artiodactyla; Cervidae. The record is from RefSeq and is a predicted model, not a curated record.